GCAGCAGCAGCCUCCACAGCAGCAGCAGCAGCAUCCGUUCUGGGCUGCUUUGGGUUUCCUCUCGUUCCCUCCGCGUGUCUCGUCUUCUGAAUUGAUUCUGGAGGACUCUUCCCCCCCCCCCCCCCACUUCCACCAAUUAGGCGGUAGGCAUUAGCGCUCCUCAGAGCUCUGCUGGAUCCUCCGCAUCCGCUGGCCCAAGAUUUUUUCCACCCAAGACGGAGAAGAAAUGAUCUCACUCGGCCCGUGGAAUGGAGACAGCUGGCAGGCGUAAAAACCUGAAGGCAACGCGGGAGCUCCAGCACCAACCGGACUCGCAUCCCGACGCCUAAGCCCCGCGACCGUCCUCGGUCGCCUUCGCCAAACCGCGCGGGGGGGACUCAGCAGCGGCGGUGCCUCGGAGGAGGGGACCGCCGAGGUCGGUUUUUUUUUUCCCCCAUGGCUGGGCUAUAUAGCUCGCCUUUGAAGACCCUGGAAGACCUCACCUUGGACUCCGGGUAUGGGGCAGGGGACUCCUGCAGGUCCCUCAGCCUCUCGUCCUGCAAGUCCAACAGCCAAGCCUUGGCCUCGUCUCAAGCUCGGGGCAACUGGUGGUACUACUCGGGCUCCAUGAACAGCCGGAACAACAGCUGGGAUACCGUCAACCCCGUCCUGCCGGAGGAUCCCGAAGUUGCCGACAUCUUCGCCAAAUGCGCCAAACUGCCCGACCUGGAGGAAUUCCCUUGGAGCGAGGAAGACGUGGAGAAGAUCCUGAGGAAGGGGCAAGAGAAAGAGGGGACCAAGGGAGGAAGAGGAGGAGGAGGAGGCUUCAGCCCAGAAGCCGCGAGGAGGCUGUCGAUGCUCCUCCGGAGGCCGCUGAUCCGGAUCUCUCGGGAAGCGCAACGCCUGAGCGUCAUGCACGCCAAGUGCACCCGCUUCGAGAUCCAGAGCGCCAUCAAGCUGAUCCAGAGUUGGUCCCUGUCGGAGAGUUGCGUCCUGGCCACCGUCAAAGCCCUUUCGCUGUACAGCAUGAGCGCCGGCGACGGCUUGAGGAAAGGCAAAUCGGCCCGCUGUGGCCUCACCUUUUCCGUCGGGCGCUUUUUCAGGUGGAUGGUGGACACCCGGAUCUCGGUUCGGAUCCACGAGUACGCGGCCAUCGCGCUUGCCUCCUGCAUGGAGAACCUGGUGGAGGAGAUCAAGGGCCGGGUCCUGGCCAGCCAAACCCCAGACGGAGACGGGGCGGGGAGUGAGGUCUCCUCCGAAGUUCUCGAGGCGGUGAUCAACAACGACGCGGAGCUUUGGGGCGUCCUGCAGCCCUACGAGCAUCUCAUCUGCGGGAAGAACGCCAACGGUGUGCUUUCUCUGCCCGCCUACUUCAGCCCUUACAACGAUGGAUCGAUAUGCAGCAAUGGAAGAGCCGAUGCUUAUGCCCAGCUAGAACUUCGGACUUUAGAACAAUCUCUCCUGGCAACCUGCGUUGGAAGCAUCUCUGAACUGAGUGAUUUGGUCUCACGAGCAAUGCACCACAUGCAGUGUUUGACUACCCUUCGUCCUGGCAUGAGCCCUGUUCGGCAAACCAGACAACAGCAACCACCCAUCACCUGGUCCCCCGACGCCCUCCAUACUCUCUACUACUUUCUACGCUGCCCUCAGAUGGAAUCCAUGGAGAACCCCAAUCUGGAUCCACCAAGGAUGGCCUUGAGUAAUGAACGGCCAUUCAUGCUUCUGCCCCCUCUGAUGGAAUGGAUGCGAGUAGCUAUAACCUAUGCUGAGCACCGGCGCAGUUUAACUGUAGACAGUGAUGAUAUCCGACAGACAGCUAGGCUGCUUUUACCUGGAUUGGACUGUGAACCUCGGCAAUUGAAGCCAGAAUGCUGCUUUAGUUCCUUCCGGCGAAUGGAUGCAAAGGCUGCUACUGAAAAAUUCCAGCAGGAUCUGGGGUUUCGAAUGUUGAACUGUGGAAGGACUGAUCUGAUUAACCAAGCUAUAGAAGCCUUAGGACCUGAAGGUGUUAAUGCAAUGGAUGAUCAGGGUAUGACUCCACUCAUGUAUGCCUGUUCUGCUGGAGAUGAAGCCAUGGUGCAGAUGCUGAUUGAUGCUGGAGCAAAUCUGGAUAUACCAGUUCCUGGAAGUUCAUCUCGAUACCCAUCAGUUCAUCCUGAUAGCCGACACUGGACUGCGCUCACUUUUGCUGUAUUACAUGGCCAUAUCUCAGUCGUCCAGUUGCUGCUGGAUGCAGGGGCCCACGUUGAAGGUUCUGCUGUGAACAGUGGAGAAGACAACUAUGCUGAGACACCACUUCAACUGGCCUCAGCAGCAGGCAACUAUGAGCUGGUCAGUUUGCUGCUGAGCCGAGGAGCUGAUCCCCUUCUGAGUAUGCUGGAGGCCAAUGGGAUCUCCUCAUCGCUUCAUGAAGACAUGAACUGUUUCAGCCAUGCUGCUGCUCAUGGACAUAGAAAUGUCCUGCGCAAGCUGUUGACCCAGCCACAGCAGUCGAAGGGAGAUGUUCUCUCACUGGAAGAGAUUUUAGCAGAGGGUGUGGAAAGCGAUACUUCCAGCCAAGGAAGUUCUAAUGAGGGCCAAGUUAAGUUAUGCAAAACCAGAAUGAAAGCGUUACAGGAGGCCAUGUAUUACAGUGCCGAGCAUGGCUAUGUUGAUAUCACAAUGGAACUGAGGGUACUUGGAAUCCCAUGGAAGCUGCAUGUAUGGAUUGAGUCACUACGAACAACUUUUUAUCAAUCUCGUUACUCAGUAGUACAGAACCUCCUACGGGAAUUUGUCACUAUUAAAGAAGAAGAAUACAAUGAAGAGCUAGUGACUGAUGGACUGAAACUAAUGUUUGAAAUUCUCAGAACCAGCAAAAAUGACUCAAUCAGCCAGCAUCUCGCAGCUAUCUUUACUCACUGCUAUGGAAGCAGCCCCAUCCCCAAUAUUCCUGAAAUCAGAAGGACACUGCCAGCCCGCCUAGAUCCUCACUUUCUAAAUAACAAAGAUAUGUCUGAUGUGACAUUUCAAGUGGAAGGAAAACUAUUUUAUGCUCAUAAAGUUCUCUUGGUUACUGCUUCAAAUAAAUUUAAGACACUGAUGACCAAUAAAACAGGACAAGACAGCCAAGGCAAUAAGAUUGUGGAAAUUAGUGACAUGAGAUACAAUAUCUUCAAGAUGCUGAUGCAGUAUUUAUAUUAUGGAGGAACGGAAGCCAUGGAAAUCCCCAUAGCUGAUAUCCUAGAGUUGCUGUCAGCUGCAAGUUUAUUCCAGUUGGAUGGCCUUCAGCGCUACUGUGAGAUACUGUGUGCUCAGACAAUCAAUACUGAAAGCUGUGUUCACAUCUAUAAAUAUGCCAAGAUCCAUAAUGCCCCAGAGCUGGCCUCUUUUUGCGAAGGCUUUUUUCUCAAGCAUAUGAAUUCCCUGGUGCAGCAGGAAUCGUUCAGGCAGCUCAUCUAUGGCAGGAACAGCAGGGUUCAGGGCCUGGAUCCCCUCCAGGAUUUGCAGUCCACUUUGGCCAGCAGACUUCAUUCCGUUUAUGUAACUUCAAGAGUGUAAUUGAUAAGAUCCGCAGCCCUGCUGUGAAGGAAAGCACCUGCUCAUUGAACUGCACUGAAAUGGGAUCUUGGCCCCAUUGUGGUUGCUUCAUCCAGCUUUUGGAGACAGUGCCUCUUCCACCACCUCAGCAAACUUAUCCAAAUGCAAGAAAAAUAACUCUGCACAUGCCACAACAGUUUUACCUGAAAACGGAUGAGCAGAAUCUGAGGUGGGAUGCUGCUAUUCUGCUAGGUACGCAUCACAAAGGAGAACUCAGGGGGAAAUUCACUUCUAAGUGUCCAAAGGUUUGCUUAGAAGAAUGCACAAACCAUAGUUGGCAUUUAGCUGGAGAGUGGACUGUUUAAAAAAUGGCUAUGAAUGUAGAAAUUCCAAUUUCUCUCAACUUUGACUACCCAAACUGUCUAAUAUUGGGCUACCUGAUUCCACCAGAGUGCCAUACUGUAAACAUCUGGCUUUUGCUUUGUCCACUGAGACGUGCAGGUUCAGUAGGUGCUAAAGCUAAAAAAGAAGCUAGUUUUUAAGAUACAAUAAUAUGCUACGUAAUAGAUUCUAGGUUAUUUUGGCCUCAGUUUUUAACUAGCUCUGGCUGUCCAUUUUUGUAUUUAAAAAAACAUAACCUGGUAUCCCUAAUAUUUACAGCUACCCACGUCUGUGUGCAAAUUAUUAUCGCUAAGACCAUCACACUGUGGUAUCUACGAUACUGGUUGUUACAGAUAGAAUUUCUCUCAUUUCUGCAAUAUAGUUGUAUAUAAAGGUUGGGGCUUGCUUUGUCAAUGCUAUAUUAUAGCAAAAAUUGCCUGAAAUGCCUGAUCUGGUACUUAUGAUCUGGACCACCGUCCCCCUGGGAAUUAUGUGCAUCACACACAGAAAUACGACUAGCCAAUUCCGACUAAAGAGAUCUCUGUAUAGAAAGAUUGUAUAUUUGUGCAUAUCAUUUUUGGGACUGGAAGUUGCAAGCAAUAAUCGACCUCCAUGCAGACUACACAUGCUGCCUGAAUCGUAUGAUUUCGAAUGAGAGCCUCAUUUAAAUACUGCUACUGCACCAUUUGCUGCAUGUGACAGCAUGCUGACUGACUAAACUGGAUUUCAGCUAGUGUAGGUGAAUCAGGCCUGGCUGGGUUCAAAUUCCAAUAUGAAAUCAUUGUAAGUAAUUGAACAAGGACUUUUGCACAUGUCAUCUCACCAUUUGAGUCAGAAAGUCAGUAUGACUGGGACAAAUUAUUUUCAUUUCCCUCCACAUACGCUUCAGUCUCCAUUGAAAUUUAAGGGUUGACCUGGGAAAUAUUUGAAAUAGGAACAUGCUUCCCCUCUUUCCAAUGCUCAAUGUUUUACUUCUACCUUUGAAUGGACUAGAAAAUAGUAACUUAGGAUAUCGUUUUAAUAAUUGUGUAUUAACAAAGGGAUUACGGUUACCAGUUGGGGAAAGAUGCAUAAAUCAAAUAUUUUUUGAAGGAUAGAUUGUCAAACUAAUCAAGGGGGAAAGAAGUCAAGUCAAAUGGGAAGGGCGCUAGGCAUGUGCCACAAGAGUUUUUAUGGUGUUCCAGGGAAGAUAAUGGAAGAGUAAUGGAAAUCGUGUAAAUAGAUACAUAGAUGUUUCAGAAGCAAGAGAGGCUUUCCCCAUAAUUAUCUAUUUCGGAGUUUAAUGUCCUCACCGUAAAAAUCUUCAUUUUUAACAGAGAGAAAAGCAUUCAAUACAGAAUGAACCGCAUUUACAAAUAUUACAUUUGGUUUAAGGAUAUAAAGAUUGAAGCAGUUCAGCAAUAACACAAGCCAUAAUUGUGACUGAGCCAGCGGGGUUGGGUAAACUAACUGAGGAAAAAUUAUUUUUCUCGGGUAUCUUGCUCCUUUAUCAGUUACAAUCUGUGCCUAAAGAGUUCGGUACGUUUCCAUAAUGCAUGUAAGUCACAUGGUACAAAGGCAAUACCUAAAAUAUUUAUAAAUGGAUCAAGAAAGAAGUGAGAUAGAUGGAGAGGAAUCAAAACAUGAGAACUGUAUGAAUUACCUACACAUUUCAACUCUUACUUACAGAAUAGCCCUACAUAUUAAAAAUGAUAAGCUAUAAAUCUUUUAUUUUUUUCAAAUCUGGAUCCGCAAAACAAACACAAGCUCCUCACAUCCUCCAGAUCACGGAAAAAUGUAAGAUUUCUCAUGAAGUAGUUAGGAAAUACCCCAAAGUUUGUCAUUUUGGAAAAUAAUUUUCAAAUAGCUGAUUUAG
This is a messenger RNA of Notechis scutatus (mainland tiger snake), 5734 nucleotides long. The record is from RefSeq and is a predicted model, not a curated record. Lineage: Eukaryota; Metazoa; Chordata; Lepidosauria; Squamata; Elapidae.